Lymnaea stagnalis (great pond snail) is the source of this 965-nucleotide messenger RNA. Lineage: Eukaryota; Metazoa; Mollusca; Gastropoda; Lymnaeidae. The record is from the annotation of a GenBank genome assembly.
GUCCACCAGAAUUAAGCUUAAAGAAUGGCAGUUUGAAUUCAUUUGGUCACUGGGUUGUCACCGAAGGAGUACAAACCACUCUUGAAGUUUCCACUAAUGAUGAGGAUAAUGAUGAAGUCCUAAUUGAAAUUUUAGCCAAUUCUGGUGAUGCAAAUGUUAAAAAUAAGAGUAUUAUCUACACACCUAAUAUCAAAACGCCCUUAAAACUAGGGUAAGUUAAAAAAAUAUUUUUUUUAAAAGAUUUUAUAAAUCUUAUUCAAAUAUUUGAUUUGAUUUGUUUUAAUAUCUUUUUUGUGCACAAUUAACUUUAUAUUAAAACUGUAAUAAAAGAGAAAAAAAAUGGAAUUAAGACCAUUUGGAAAUUCUUAAUAUUUUUUACCAUGUACCAUUUAACUCCAGAAACUCUAGUAAGUGCAUAAUCACAAAUGAAUAAGAUAAAUUCAACAAGAUUUACAUAUUUUAAGCUGAUGUGUGCUGAUACUAUAAUUAUAUUUCAUAGCAAACUCACAUAACACUAAAAAUGGUAAUAUUUUAGGUAGAGGCUUAUUGCAAAUAUUGGUACGAAAAGAUAUAAACACUUUUGAGUCAGUAUAAUAAAAUCUUGGGAUCAAAUAAAUUCAACUUUGUGUUCAUUAGCUUGCAUAAUAUAUGUUGAGACGCUGUGUCAUGAGACUAUUUGGGUCAAAAUGCUGUCAAAUUUGUAAACUGAUAAGUUUUAUAUAUAAAAAAAAUAGCCUUUUUAUGUAGAAAUAUUUACGAAAUUUUUAAAGAAAUUUUAAAUGUGUAUUUAUCAACUGGAUAGUAAUAAAACUGUUAAUUUUAAACUCUUGUGUCCUCAGUGUGAGAUCUAAGGACUCCAAAGGUGCUUACAGCUCUAUAGUCUAUGUGACUAUUGCUGUUUGUACUAACUGCAAUGGACAUGGACAAUGUACUAACAGCACACGUGACACUGAAUAUAGUGAUGG